Didymodactylos carnosus is the source of this 2413-nucleotide messenger RNA. NCBI's taxonomy places the organism in Eukaryota, Metazoa, Rotifera, Eurotatoria, Philodinida, Philodinidae. The record is from the annotation of a GenBank genome assembly.
CUCAGUAAAGAAAAAGAAUUUCGAAAAAAGCUCUUUAUCAGUUUGAAGCCUGGCCUCUGGCGCACAUCCCAUGUAAACGUUUUGGCACUAGAUCCUUUGGGAAAGCUUGAAUUAGGGCAACAAAGUUUGAUGCACGCUUUCAACACGUACCGGUUGAAUAAGAUCUAAAAGUAUUUCGUGACGUUGUUGAUAUUCAAGGAAAAAGAGUAUGAGGAUGAAUACAAUCAAUAAAACUUAAAAAAGAGUAUCAAUUUUCAUUUUUUGGAUCAACAAAAAAAGAUACUUUUGAUUACCAAAUUUUUCAGCAUGCAUCUCAUACUUUUAUUUCUCAACAAAGUAUAAUGUACAACACAAACAUAUUCAUUGAGAUUUUAACCAAAUGAACAGUAAAACUCUGCUAACUUUCUUGGGACACCCUUUUGCUUUUCGUUUGCGUAAUGAUUGAAUACAUGUUAUAUCGCUAAGUUGAUACAAGUUAAAUAAAAUUGCUAAUUCAACAGAAUGCUUGCACGAAUAUACUAAUAAUGGUACAACAAGCCAACAGGAUUGUUGCCAUACCAGAAAACUAUUGAAUGUAUCGGUGGCUAGGUAUUUAUCGGUCUCAUCGGUGGCUUAUAUUUAUUAUCUUUAUUUGGUGAUCAUUUGUAUCUAAAUUUGUUUGGUGAUCAAAAGUACAUUUAUGCUUUUAAACAGAAAUCAUUUCUAACUGAGAUUUCCAAAGAAUAAUUUUUUCAAAUGUACUCAGGUAUACGUUAUUCAUUAUACGUUAUUUUCACGGUGAUAAAGAAUAUUUAGAGGCAAGUAACAACAUUAAGGUAAGAAAUCUGUCAGAAUAUCGCUGAGUCUUUUCAGUUAUGUCUUCUGAAGUAAAUGUACUUGAGACAAACUAUGGAGUUACUUGAAAACUUUAACAAUGCUUGAUCAAGAACGUGUCAAGUGUCUCAGGAUAUAAGUCCCCCCCCCUCCUUCGUGUCAGAAAUGAUGAUUUUUUUCUUGAAAACUAGCGAUUUUGAGAAAAAGUGUAUGGCUAUAUAACCCCAAGUGUCCUCUUUCAAAUGCACUAAUUUUUAUUCUCUAGAAACAGAUUUUAGUGGAGUCUAACGAAGCUUUCUGGAAGCUCCUACAGGGACAAAACUUCAAAUUUUCAUAUUUUCGACUGUUUUUAUAUUGUUGUAUGUUUUCGGUCUUGUUAAAAUCAACGAGAUAUGCGUGCGUAUAUGCCAUAUACACACAUACUCGUGUAUGCAUCUUUUUUCGAAUGCAGGUACUAAAUAAAUAGUGCAAUGCAACCAGAUCAACUUUUCCAUAUAUAAUAUUAUUUUCUGAGACGUACGUACUUCGUUUCAAUUACAACUUCGCGCGGAAAAAAUUAUUUUUGAUGAGAUGAAUUUUCUUUAAAACUCAAUGAUGAUAAGUGUAAUGUGUUAGACGUUAAUCAUAAAGAUAUAAAAUAGAAUUUGAUUGAAAUACGGAGGGGGAUAGUUUUAUUACUAAUGAUAAUAAUUAGUAAGAUAGAACUUUCUAUUAUUCCUGAACAAAAAAUUCUAUUUUUUCAGUUAACUAAUCUUUAUUAUCCAUUUUAGAAAGACACAAACAUACACUUAAACAAUCUCAAUCAAAACUGGUACAAUUAAAUCGUACAGAACAAAUUUUUUAUAAUAUAAAUUCAACUGAUAAUGAUGUGGAUAGUAUCAGUUUAAUGAAAGUACAUGGUUGUAUUAUGAUAGUCACAUGGAUUGUAAUUGUAUCAACUGGUAUAUUAAUUGCUCGUUAUUUUAAAAUAUCAUUUGUAAAUAAAAAAUUAUGCGGUGAAGCCGUUUGGUUUUCUUUACAUCGUGCAUUUAUGUCUUGUGCAGCCGUAUUAACUGUUUUAGGAUUUUUAUUUAUAUUAGUUCAUAACAAAGGUACGUGGGUUGAAUAUCAACCAAACUCAAAAGAAUAUGCUCACUCAAUUGUUGGUGUUAUUGUUGUUGGUCUUGCAUUUUUUCAACCAUUUUUGGCUUCAUUUCGUUGCCAUACUGAUAGUCGUUACCGUUUUAUUUUCAAGUAUUUACAUGGUUUUAUUGGCAUCACAUCAUUUGUUUUAUCAAUUGCUGCCAUGUUUUUAGCUGUUUUAUUUACAGGCUUUUCGUUUAAACCAAGUAGCAUUGGUUGGGGAAUAUUAAGUGGUUGGUCAUGUUGGAUUGUUAUUGUAUUUCUUCUUUACGAAGGUAUUGAGAUUUAUUUCAAAAGCAGAAACACUGGACCAUAUUCAGCGGAUAGUGAUAGUGGAUCACUCAUUGUCAACGAUACGGUAAUAAUAAAUUCAUUAAAAGAAAAAAUCAAAAUGUUUCUAUUAUUUGCACAUAUAUUAGUUGCAUUAGCACUCUCAUUAACAUUGGUUAUAGAACUAGGACUAAUGACAUUCUCAUAG